ACUUCAAUAGCUCCGAUUCAUCCCACAAAAUCACAGUAAGCACUUGGAUUCAUCCCACAGAAACCCUAAUCGAGAUGAGUUCAUCUUCCAAUUCAUCGUGGAGUGUGAACCGAACCCCUAAAUUGUUCAAGGUUGAUUUGGAUGGAAACUUGUAUUGUCAUCAUGAAGUUGUUGUUGUUCUUCGCAUCGCUGGUCCUAAAAGUGUUCGACAUGGUGAUCAAUUUUAUGGUUGCCCUCAAUGGCCUUUAUCCGAUUGCAAGUUCUUUAUGUGGAAACAAGAUUUCGACAAAUUUUUCGAAGCACAUUCAACCUGUAGUUCAAGUCCAGUCAGUUAUCAAGAAUUGAAAAAUGAGAACUUGGAAUUGCAGAACAAGUCGCUACUUGAAGAGAACAGGAUGCUGAAAAGACAAAUUCUUGGCAAAAAGUCCAUGUGGAAGCAACCAUUUCUGUUUACUAUGUGUUUUGUCAUUGCAUUAUGGAUGUACAUUUUGAACAAGUGAUUUA
Messenger RNA from Helianthus annuus (common sunflower), 504 nucleotides. RefSeq lists its product as uncharacterized. The transcript has 2 exons. Lineage: Eukaryota; Viridiplantae; Streptophyta; Magnoliopsida; Asterales; Asteraceae. The record is from RefSeq and is a predicted model, not a curated record. Bases 75 to 500 code for a protein of 141 amino acids.